This is a messenger RNA of Leguminivora glycinivorella, 785 nucleotides long. It is a transcript of the gene Tim8, whose product is annotated as mitochondrial import inner membrane translocase subunit Tim8. Lineage: Eukaryota; Metazoa; Arthropoda; Insecta; Lepidoptera; Tortricidae. The transcript is spliced from 2 exons. The record is from RefSeq and is a predicted model, not a curated record. Bases 107 to 379 code for a protein of 90 amino acids.
AGUGACAGUUGAAAUGACAUAAGGAUAACCUAUAAAUUUCCCGUAUCGAAAUUGAUACAAAGUAAAAUAAAUUAAGACUAGUUUUAUAAUAAAUAAAACCUUAAACAUGAGUGACUUAUCUGACUUUGGAGGUUCAAAGGCUGGAGACUCUGAACUCCAAGAUUUUCUCAUGGUAGAAAAACAGAAAGCUCAAUUCCAUGCUCAGAUACACGAGUUCAACGAUUUCUGUUGGGAGAAGUGCGUAGACAAACCAGGAGCUAAGCUGGACAGCCGCACAGAGACAUGCAUCACCAACUGUGUGGAGCGAUUCAUUGAUGUAUCCCUCCUCAUCACGAACAGAUUCGCCCAGAUGCUCGAAAAGGGAGGCGGCAUGCACUGACCUACUCCUCAAAUUUAGUCAUUAAUUCACAUCAUUUAUAGUGUAGUUUAGGUCUUGAGAUGAUGUAACAUGUUGUAAAACAUUUAUGUUAUUGUUUAACAUUGAUUUCUUAGUAUCUGAUAUGAUUUGUGAGUGUACUAAGCUAUUGGUAUAUGGAUUUCUCAGAUUCUGCAUUUAGGGGUUGAGUGCUGCCAAAAUGCUGUAUAAAACCUUAAAAAGAACAAUUUGAAACCACUAAUACAGAAGAAGCUAAGCUACAUUUGAUGCCAAGUGCACUAACAGUAGUGUAACCAGUGUUUUAAAGGUUAUAAAUUCAUUUCAUUGCAUUGUUAUGCUUGGUACAGUUAAAUAUAUUAUGCUUGUUACCAUAAGUUAUGGUUUAAUUCAAUAAAACAUUCAUUUCUUA